AUGUUCCUAAGUAUUUUGAUAUUAUUUUCUUGUUUCAUUUUAAUUGAUGCGAAGCACUUCAAUGGUGGAACUAUCAAUUGGGCUCCGGUUAAUCCUUAUGAUAAUUCGAGCUCAGUUAAAAUUACAAUUACACAGUCUUAUUCAUGGACAUAUCCAUAUGUACAAUGUGCCAACAAUGUACCAAUCUCGACUAGUACAUUUAGUGGUUCUAACACUAAUCUGAUUUGUAUGGCUGAUUGUUCGACUGAUGGUGGUUAUUCUAGUGCACCAAUUAAUAUUCUCACUGAUUGUACAUCAUCUAGUUCAUCAUUGAAAAUGAUGACUAGUCAACGAUCAAAAAAUAUUACUCUGUCUGCUGAUGCACAUUUUUAUCUAUCUUAUAGAGGAAGUGCUUGGAUAGCAUUAGAUAAUCCUCCUGAAAAAGGACUUGAAUGGUCUAUUGUAACAUACAUUGAUCUUCGUAAACGACCAGAUGGUUUCAUUAAUACUCCACCUGUAGCCAAAGUUGUUUCUCCACAAUAUGCGAUUGUAAAUAGACAAAUGCAAAUUAAUAUUCCUGUUUCGGAUGCAAAUGCCGACGAUGAUGUACGUUGUCGAUGGUCAACAUAUACAGCUGGAUAUCGAAGACGAAAACGAUCCAACGAUGAAGACCGUACAAUUCGCAAAUAUAGUGGUGGAAAUUACAAAAGAUUAGUUGGAUAUUCCGAAGGUUUUCAUACUAGAUGGAAAAAGUUCCUCUUCAGCAAUCCUUGUGAUUCCCGGUGUGCGUACAAUUGUCCUUGCAGUAAUCCUACAUGUGCAGGAACCAAUUGUGGUAGCUCAAACUGUCCUAUAUGGGAUCUUUUCGGUGGUUGUACGGUCACAACGACUAUGCCCACUACUACAAUCGCAACUACUACAAUCGAAACUCAAGCAACAUUAAAAUCGACUGCGUCCUAUCUCAAUCGUCAGCCGAUCGAUGAAUGUGGCGAUAUUUGUUACCCGAAUAGUAUACCUUCUAGUACAAGUCUGUCCAAUUGUACCAUAUCAUUUACGGGUCUUACAGCGGGCAUCUGGUAUGCAGUUUCUAUUCAAGUUGAAGAUUUCAUUAACGAAACCAGUAUGACACCAAUGAGUUCCGUGCCAGUUCAACUUCUUAUAUAUGUUAUGCCAGAUCCGUCAUGUUCAACGAAACCUAUUAUUAUUCCAUUAGAUCGUUGUUUAGAAGUACAAGUUGGUAGUUCACUAAGUUUUAAUCUAUAUGCUAUGAAUUUAUGUAAUCCUAAUGUGGCUAUUCUUACUGAUAUGGUGGUAUCAAGUAGCAUUACUGGUAUGACUAAUGGUAAUCUAAUAAAUUCACCUACAAAUACAUCACUAUCUUAUGUUACAUUCACAUGGACACCUCAAGCAAAUCAAGUUGGACAACAAAAAUUAUGUACAAUCGCUUAUACCGAUGAACAAGUUCAAUCAGAACAGUAUUGCGUCACAUUUACUGUAAAGACAUCAGAUGUUUGCAUAACAACGACAACAACAUCAACAACAACCACAACGACAACCACAACGACAAAAACCACAUCUACUAGCACAACAUCAACAACUACAACAACAUCAACAGCAACUACAACAACAACAACCACAUCUACUAGCACAACAUCAACAACUACAACAACAACAACAGCAACUACAACAACAACAACCACAUCGACUAGCACAACAUCAACAACAACUACAACAACAACAACAACAACGUCUACAACAAGCACGAGUACAACAACUUCAACGACAACUUCUACAACGUCCACCUCAUCGACGUCAUCGUCAUCAACUUCAUCCACGUCAACAUCAUCAACAUCAUCUACAUCAACUUCAUCGUCCACAACUUCUACGACAAGUACUUCAACUUCAACUACAACAACUUCUGUUACAACAACAACCUCGACAACUACAACAACAACAACAGUCACGACUACAACAGCGAGUCCUACUGCUCGACGUCGUCGACACAAAGAAAGAAAAGUAGAUACUACAGUAGAGACUUUUGGAUCGCAUGAUAUAUCUGAUAUGACAUGGCAAACAUCAUCUUCUACUCGAAACUUAACAACAAAAACUUUAAGGAAAAAUUAUCCUGCUUAUGAUGUAUCGCAUGCAGCAAACAGUAUAAAUAAUGAUUUUGUUUCUGAUUCACACAUUAAAUUAUCUGACACGACAUUUCCUGAAACAAUGAAUGGUACCGCAAAUGUAGAAGAAAGUAGACCAAAAUCAUUAGUCUCUAUUAAAAGAAUUAAGCGUAACCAAGUUGAAACAAUGAAUGACAUUGAAGAUGCAGAGAUAAAUUUAUCAGAUGAUCGUGGCGACGACAAAAAAGCAACUUCGGCCAUACAUCACUCAGCAUUUACGCAUGUUGAAGUCAGUAAAGUGUCAAAACUCGAUCAAAACGAUGAAAAUGAAAAAAAGAAUUCGAAAGCUAUCGAUAAAAAAUCACUAAGUGCUUCGGUCGUGCCACAAUCAACACCUAGCCGAAUUAGCGUCAAGAGAAUAUCCCGACAAAAAACAGCUACAAGUCAACAAUUCCUUUUAUCGAAUGUUGAUGAUGAGAACCUUAUCGACUUAGAAAAAUCAGUUAUGCAAAUGCAACCAAUAAAAGCUCACCCAAAGACUGCUUUAGCUACCACAAAUACAAUAAGAAAUAAAGAUAAAGGAGUGACUGUGACGAAACUUCCAAGAAAGAUUCUCACUGCUAAAUCUCAUCGUUCAUAA
This is a messenger RNA of Rotaria sp. Silwood2, 2736 nucleotides long. Lineage: Eukaryota; Metazoa; Rotifera; Eurotatoria; Philodinida; Philodinidae. The record is from the annotation of a GenBank genome assembly.